Messenger RNA from Euleptes europaea (tarantolino), 675 nucleotides. It is a transcript of the gene NUDT14, whose product is annotated as nudix hydrolase 14. The transcript has 5 exons. Lineage: Eukaryota; Metazoa; Chordata; Lepidosauria; Squamata; Sphaerodactylidae. Bases 1 to 675 code for a protein of 224 amino acids. Gene Ontology annotation, biological process: ribose phosphate metabolic process; nucleoside phosphate metabolic process. The record is from RefSeq and is a predicted model, not a curated record. Gene Ontology annotation, molecular function: metal ion binding; UDP-sugar diphosphatase activity.
AUGGAGGCGUUGGAGGGCCUGGCGCUGGGCCCGUGCGCCGCCUCGCUCUACCUGCAGCCCCUGCGGCUCCGCUACCGCCAGAAUGGAGUUUCAAAGAUCUGGGACUUCAUGAGGACGCAUGACAGUGUGUCCAUUCUGAUCUUUAACACUUCUCGGCAGUGCUUUGUUGUGGUGAAGCAGUUCCGUCCAGCUGUCUACAUGAGUGAGAUGGUUCAGCACUUUCCUCAGGACUUUGAGAGCAACUGCCCGGAGAACUGGCGUCCUCUUGAAGGUCGUUUGCCAGCUUCGGUAGGAGUGACGUACGAGCUCUGCGCCGGCAUCGUAGACAAGCCGGAGCUUUCUCUGGAGGAAAUCGCUCGCCAGGAAGUCUUAGAGGAGUGCGGCUACGACGUCCCUCUAGCUAGCCUGAAGAGAAUUACGUCAUACCGAUCUGGAGUUGGUGUGACGGGAUCAAAGCAGACGUUGUUCUAUGCAGAAGUGACCGAUGAGAUGAAAAGCGGCAAAGGAGGGGGCUGCCCAGAAGAAGGCGAGCUGAUCGAAGUCGUGGAAAUACCUCUACAGGACUCGAUGGAUUUUGCGUUUGAUGAGACUUUCCCUAAAACUAUGGGCGUCAUGUUCUGUUUCAUGUGGUUCCGAAGCAACGUUGCCCCAAAGCUACUGGAAAAAUUAGAAUAG